AUGAAGCUUUUCAGUCUUUUCUCUCUUGGUGCAAUGGCCGCCGAAACUGGCUUGAGCAGAAACCGACGAGAAACCGAGUUUACAUUUACUGGAGAAGAAUCUGUUGAUUUCUUCAACGAGUUCCUUGCUGAACUCACCGACGGAACUACUGAUGAACUCGACCAAUUGAUCUUCAAUCUCAGCGGUGGAGAACAAUCUCGCUUCAUCUCCGAAGUCGAGUCGCGAAAAUUCCGACAAUUGAAGGUUGUCGUUCUCUGGCUCCAAAAAGAGCAAAAGUUUGGCCGAUACUGCUACUACGGAUGCUACUGCUUGCCAGAAGGAUCCCACAACAUCGCUGGUGGCGGAUACGGCAAACCAAAGGACAACAUCGACCGAAGCUGCAAGGACUUCAAGCAGUGCUACCACUGUCUCAAGAACGAAUACGACGGCGAAAGAAGCUGCAUUGGCGAAGAGGUCGGUUACGGAUUCCAACUUCUCGAGGAAAACGGAGUCAAAACCGUCCAAUGCACCAACAGAGAAGGCUCUUGCCGACGAAACGUUUGCGAGUGCGACUUGGCGCUCGCCAAGGGACUCUCUAAAUUCGAAGACGAAUGGGAAGAGAAAUACCACUCCGUCAAAGGUGGCUUCAACCGAACUGAAGAGUGCAUCCCCGGCGGUGGCGGAAACGGCUACAAUCCAGCUGUCGGCUGCUGCGGAGACAAGACAACCUUCCCCUUCAACGAGAUUGUCCGAGCCAAUCAAUGCUGCGAUGGACCCUUUGCCAAGCCCGCUGGACAGUGUUAUUAA
Molecule: messenger RNA, 786 nt
Organism: Oikopleura dioica
Lineage: Eukaryota; Metazoa; Chordata; Appendicularia; Copelata; Oikopleuridae
Source: the annotation of a GenBank genome assembly